Molecule: messenger RNA, 2078 nt
Organism: Microstroma glucosiphilum
Lineage: Eukaryota; Fungi; Basidiomycota; Exobasidiomycetes; Microstromatales; Microstromataceae
Exons: 2
Coding region: 56-1915 (619 amino acids)
Biological process (GO): DNA-templated DNA replication
Molecular function (GO): chromatin binding
Source: RefSeq, a predicted model, not a curated record
CCAACACUUCCGCACCCUGCAUACCAACAUCGACACCCAACUCCCCCAAAUCGCCAUGGUGCCCACCAACACACCCUUUGCACUUGCGCUAUCGUCGCCAUACAGUCUCAUCCAGGACAUCUUCACUCGCUCAAGAAAGUCCUCGGAAGAAGUGCCAACAGCGGUAUCUGACGAAUUCAGGCGGGCAUUCCCCGACAGCGAGACGCGGGCCAAAGUGCCCUACCUGAGCAGAGGAAAUCUUCAGCAGCUCAAAGGAAAGACGGUACGAUGGAAGGGUAUGGUGCAAGACAAUUCCAUGGGCAAUGAGAUUGUGCUAGCUACACUGCCAGGUUCGUCUGAGCCCAAGUGUGCUCUGUACGGAGCGGACUCUCUGACUACAGAAGGUGCAGCUGGAUCGGAAGCAGCAACGGAAGCCUUUGGCGCUCCUUCUGGAUCGGAUCUGACCGAGAGAUCUGUGCUGUAUGCAGCCAGCCUCCCUGGAAGAUCGAGCUGGGCGAGGGACGCAGACAGGGCAGCUCUGGCGUUGGAAGAGGCAUUCAGUGCAGGAGGGUCGGAGGGUGUGAGAAGUUCAGAAGCCCCAGAGGCCAGUACUAGCUCGGCCACAUCCUUCGGCGUCAAAGAAAAGGUUCCAAUGUCAGACUCAUCCGAUGCACUUGGUGUCCUGCUCAAGGUCUACGACAUCACAGCGGCCGAGGCACUUCAAGCAGGCGACGUGGUUGAAGUCGUUGGUAUUCUCGAUUUUGGACCUCUGCCGAGCUCAGAGUGGGCUUCCGGCUCUUCAGCAGCAGACGAUUCCGCGGUGCCUGAACAGCUCCAUCCUACACUUCACGUCCUCUACCACGAUAAGCUCGCCGACGUCUGGUCUUCUAAGCCUGCUGAGAGUUCUGCAUCAACUUCGAACAGCGCGGCUGUCUCAACGCAGACUGCUGAGACGACCCGGGCGGCUCUGAUCAGCAAGCUGGCCGCCACUCUAAGCGGCGAUGAGACGGCAGCAGAAUGGCUCUUGCUCGCUCUCAUCGCCAGUAUCCACACCCGCAAAGCGCCCUUUGCCCUCGGACACCUGUCCCUGCGACUCCACCUCCCGACCUCCAAUAGCCCCUCCGAGCUCCCUGCUCUACUCUCCCACCUCCUGCCCUCGGUCGUGCCUCUGCCCCUCACCCUCAAGAGCCUCAACGAUCCUUCCAUUUCCUACCCUCCUCACUCCCUUCCAGACAGCACAGGGCUGCGCGCUGGCCACUUGCAACUGCCCCGCGGCACGACGCUCCUCGUGGAAGAGGCCAUCUCCGAGGGCAAGCUAGGCGCUCACGGUCUUAGUAACCUGGAGUGUCUGCAGGAGGUAGUAGGUCGGAGCGAGCUAGGCUAUCGUUUCCCCUUCAACCCAGCGCCGUUCAUGCUGCCAGUGGAUCUGGGCGUGGUGAUCCUCUGCCAGGAGGAAGCGCUGAGUGCAGAGGAGGAGGCAAAGGGUGGAAAGAAGGCGCUGAGCGGUGGAUUGAUCAAGUGCGAUGUAGACGUCCUCGUCUCGCCUUCUUCUGCCAGCAGCUCAGCAGCAAAGACCGAGCAAAGCAGCAACAGCAGCGAUGCAGAUCUGCCUGCACUGCGUAACCACCUUCUCCGAGCUCGCCAACUCGCCCGCACACUAGCCGUACCAGCAGUCGUAGCAGAGGAGAUUCAAAAAGACUUUGUCGCAUCGCGCUCCUCUGCAAGCGCCUCGACGAAUGCAUCGGCUGCUGCUGCUGCUGCUUCGGCAAGUCAGGAAGACCUCCUACGACAGAUGGACGUCGCGCGUCUUCUUUCUGCCUCGAGAGGUCGAGCCGAACUGACCUUUGAAGAUUUCAAGAAGGCCAAGGAGAUGGACCAAAGGAGAGUUGAGGAGCUUGCUGUGAGGCGCAAGGUCGGGGUGGGUAAGCAGAAGUAGCUCGUCGAUUAUUGUACACGUAGGCAGGGGUAUGGGUAUGGGUGUCUGGUUUUAAGUUUACGAGGGUUUCGUGAUGUAGUAAUAUGAAUUGUGACGAUUGUAAUGCAGAGUGAUGAUGCUCGAUGUGAAGGAACUCGUGAAGAAAUAUACAAAGGGUGCGGAU